Molecule: messenger RNA, 2421 nt
Organism: Oldenlandia corymbosa var. corymbosa
Lineage: Eukaryota; Viridiplantae; Streptophyta; Magnoliopsida; Gentianales; Rubiaceae
Source: the annotation of a GenBank genome assembly
CCCUGUUGCGGUGAUCCCACCGUUAGUCCUGACUGUUCAUUCAUUUUUUCAGUUUUCUUUUAAUCUCUUUUUUUUUUCCCCCUUGUAAUUUUCACACAAAUGAUUUCACCAAUUGCUGCAAUUUUACAUGCAGCACUGAUGCACACACCUACGUAAGAACAUGUCCCUAACGAAUUUGUAUCAGAAAACCAGCAGCAUUUAAGGCUCUCUUCCACAGUAUUUGUUUUUCGUACCUAUCCUCACUAAAUUUUCAAUUGCAAGCCUUAAUUGGUGUUCAACUGUAAUUUCCAGCUCCACUCUGUUCUUAUACCCCCCUUCCUAAUAUCCAUUCCCUAUAAAGUAACAUUCUUUGUUUUGUCUAACACUGUCAAAAGGUUUCCAAACCCCUUUAGUUUGGUUCUCCGUCAAAAAAGCUGAAAUAACAAUAAUGGAUUCUGUAUCAUUGUCUAGUACACUUUCUCCUUACUACCAUGUUAUCUUCACAGCUUUAGCAUUCCUUGUAUCAGGCCUGAUUUUCUUGCUCUCUCUAAAAUCAAGAUCAAAGAAGCUGAAUUUGCCUCCAGGGCCGCCCGGAUGGCCAGUGGUGGGCAACCUGUUUCAAGUUGCUCGAUCUGGGAAGCCGUUUUUCCAGUAUGUGAGGGAUCUGUUGCCAACAUACGGUCCAAUCUUCACACUGAGGAUGGGAACCAGGACGAUGAUCAUCGUGGCCAACGCAGAUUUAGCCCAUGAAGCCCUGAUUGAAAAAGGUCAAGUCUUUGCCAGCCGACCCAGAGAAAAUCCCACCAGAACCAUCUUCAGCUGCAACAAAUUCACUGUAAAUGCUGCUCUCCACGGCCCUGUUUGGAGGUCCCUGAGGCGAAACAUGGUUCAGAACAUGCUAAGUGCCACCAGGCUUAGAGGGUUCAAAAAUGCAAGGGAAACCGCCAUGGAUAGGCUCAUUGAAAGGCUUAAAAUUGAGGCCGAGGCUAAUGACGGCGUCGUCUGGGUGCUGAAAAAUGCCCGAUUUGCUACUUUUUACAUUCUCUUAUCCAUGUGUUUUGGGAUCGAAAUGGACGAAAAGAUGAUUGAAUCAGUCGAUCUGAUGAUGAAGACUGUUUUGAUUGUUCUUGACCCGAGAUUAGACGAUUAUCUUCCACUUCUGAGCCCGUUUUUCUCGAAACAGAGGAAACGAGUUCAAGAAGUCCGGAAAGAACAGAUCGAUCUUCUUGUCCCGUUGAUUCAGAAACGCCGGAACGCGAUUCAAAAUCCGGGAUCGGACGAAACCGCGGCGGCGUUUUCUUAUCUCGACACGCUGUUUGAUCUCCAGAUUGAGGGCAGAAAAUCAACCCCUUCGUAUCCGGAGCUGGUUACACUCUGCUCGGAGUUCUUGAACGGCGGGACCGACACCACCGCGACGGCGGUGGAGUGGGCCAUAGCCAGAAUGAUCGAGAAUCCCGACAUUCAGACGAGGUUGUACGAGGAGAUCAAGAGUGUGGUCGGUGAUCGGACGGUCGACGAGAAAGACAUGGAAGAAAUGCCGUACUUAAACGCCGUCGUAAAGGAGCUUCUCCGCAAGCAUCCGCCCACUUACUUCUCUUUGACCCAUGCGGUGAUCGAACCCGCGAAAUUGGGUGGGUAUGACGUACCGACCGACACCAAUGUCGAAUUCUUCUUGCCGGGUAUAUCGGAUGACCCGAAUAUCUGGUCCAACCCGGAGAAGUUUGAUCCGGAUAGAUUCAUGACCGGCCGGGAAGACGCAGAUAUAACGGGGGUGAAAGGAGUGAAGAUGAUGCCGUUCGGCGUCGGCCGGAGGAUUUGCCCCGGGUUGGCCAUGGCCACGGUGCAUGUGAACUUGAUGUUGGCCCGGAUGGUUCAAGAAUUCGAAUGGUCCGCUUACCCGAAAGAUAGCAAAGUGGAUUUCAGUGAGAAAUUGGAGUUCACGGUGGUAAUGAAGAAUCCAUUAAGAGCCCAAAUCAAGCCCAGGAAGUAACGUUAUUGUAAGUUUUGGGCUCAAAACAAAAACCACUGCUAGAUCUUCUUUCUUCUCUUCUUCUAUAUAGAAAUUUCUAUAGUAUAGCAUAAAUAUGUUUCCUCUUCUUAAUUUUUUGUUUAAAUUAAGGGGGGGAUUUGGGAUUUGCUUUUGGAUUUCUUGUUUCGUUGAUUUGUUUUGAUUUAGCUUCACGCAGAAUUUGGGAUUUGGGAUUUUCUUAUAUUGUGAAUUAUUUUUGUUUAAUUUCAAUAGCUUUAAGGCUCUAUUUUGUUGCAUUGAAUUGGGACCAAGAAUUGGAAUUGGAGCUUUCCGGAUUCCAAUUCUUGUGUUUGGUUGCUAAAAAUAGAGGUCCACGAAUUAGAAUUAUAACUCAAGAUAGGGCUCGAUUCUUUAUUUUCAAUUCUUUUGUGGGAGCAAAUAAUUGGAAUCCAAAUUCAAGGGAUUUAAAAAAG